AUGGAUCAGCUUCGCCGUUUGAGGAAACAGCAAGAGCUUCUUCGUGAGCGUCAUGGGGCACCAGGCUCUUACGCUGUCUCUUCUAAUCAACAUUCUCGUACUGGUUCAAACACUGGCAAUGGUAGUGGCAGUGGUGUAGAUGGAGGCGUUGGUGGAAGCGUUGGAGCCGCAAGUGGUCUUACAUCCAAUGAACGUCGGCCUGGUUCUUUGGGCUCCUGUUCACGUACUCCUGCAGAUGUAGCCAGGCGACGAAGGCACAAAACCAUCACACCGGCUCUAUUAAGAAUGCGCUGUGGCGCCUGUGGUCACACAGGGCAUAUGCGCACUAACAAGGAAUGCCCUAUGUAUGGCCGUAAUGAUGCGAUUUCAUCUUCGGGUGUGCCUGAUGAGCAAAAUCGCUCAUUUAAUGACAAUAGUCAAGUUGGAGGGGCUGGUUCUUCGGUUUGGCCUGCUGAAUAUACUAAGCGCCGGCCUCUCUCUGGGUCCCAUUCUACUUCAUCGACUCUUGGCCCCUGUACUGGUGGUGCCUCCAUUGCUGGCCAUUCCUCUGCUGUUAUGAAGCGUCGUCGGCCAGUUGGGAUGACAGUCGUCCCCAGUGCCACGGAUGGCGCUGUGGUUGCUGCGGCACAAGCUUUAACUUCGAGACCGGUCAGCGAGUUGUUAGCUGAAGAAGAAGCAGCCUCCGCGGCAGCCUCUACAUGUAAUAGAUCAGCUGCAGUUGCAUGUUAG
Molecule: messenger RNA, 729 nt
Organism: Protopolystoma xenopodis
Lineage: Eukaryota; Metazoa; Platyhelminthes; Monogenea; Polystomatidea; Polystomatidae
Source: the annotation of a GenBank genome assembly